GGGUCUUGUCCCCCUCUCUAUAAAUGAAUAAAAUUUAAAAUCCCUCUCUCCCUAUUUUUAGGGAUUUAGCAUCGUCGUUCAAUGGCUACCAGAUUCCUCAUUUCGCGACCUGGAACAGUAUCUUCCUCUCGGUUUUUGCUCUCUAAUCGUCUCUCUAGUUUCCUCGAUAGCUUCACUUCCCGAGAAUCGAAUUCCUCCAAGCCUUUCCUCAAAACGUUUUCCUCUGUACCGAGCUCAGGGAUUGAGCAAGAUGUCGCAGCUUCUCUUAACCAAGAUACUCGCAUUCCCGCUACAGUUAUCACCGGAUUCCUCGGUUCUGGAAAGACAACUCUGUUAAAUCAUAUUUUGACUUCAAAUCAUGGGAAACGUAUAGCAGUCAUAGAAAAUGAGUUUGGGGAAGUUGAUAUCGAUGGAUCUCUGGUUGCGAGCCACUCUUCUUCCUCUGAUGAUAUAAUCAUGGUGAACAAUGGUUGUUUGUGCUGUACUGUUCGUGGAGAUUUAGUCAAAAUGCUUCUUGACUUGGUUAAGAAUAAAAGAGACAAAUUUGACCACAUUGUCAUCGAAACUACAGGGCUUGCGAAACCUGGUCCCGUUAUUGAAACGUUCAAUAGUGAUGAAUUGCUACCGAGAUAUAUCAAGUUAGAUGGCGUUGUUACACUUGUUGACUCUAAACACGCGAUGCGGCAUUUAAAUGAAGUGAAACCGAGAUUUGUUGUCAACGAGGCUGUUGAACAAAUUGCUUAUGCAGAUCGUAUAGUUUUGAAUAAGAUUGAUUUGGUAUCCGAGCCGUCCGAGUUGGAGCACUUAACUAAAAGAAUCAAGCAAAUUAACUGUAUGGCACCCAUCAAACACACCAAAUUCGGAGAUGUUGAUAUGGAUUUUGUCUUAGGGGUUGGAGGUUACGAUCUUGAGAGAAUUGAUUCAGAAGUCAAUGGAGAUGGCUUGAGUUGUGCAGAGGAUCAUGAUCAUCAUCACCAUCAAUGCAGUCAUGGAAAGCACAAAGAACAUCAACAUGAUCAUGUUCAUGACUCUGCUGUCACAAGUGUUAGCAUAGUUUCAGAAGGAAAACUUGAUCUUGAUGAGGUUGACGAUUGGUUAGAAAGAUUAAUCGAAGAAAAAGGCGAUGAUUUAUACAGAAUGAAAGGUGUUCUCUCGAUCGAUAGCUCUGAUCAACGCUACAUUUUUCAGGGAGUCCAUUCGAUGUUAGACGGAUGUCCAGGAAAAUCAUGGGGACCCGAAGAGAAGCGGAUAAACAAACUUGUGUUUAUUGGAAGAAACUUAGAUGAGACCAUUCUCAGGAAAGGCUUCAAAGGUUGUCUAAUAUAAGAACUCGGAAACAGGCCGGUCAUGUUUUGUGUGUGUAUUUGGGUCUUAUAAGAAAGGAGUGAUUGCAUGAGAAAAAUAUGACGUGAAUUAUUUGGGAUGUGUGCCAUUCGUUAGAGAUUGGUGAUGUGGUGGAUAAUGCUAAUUUGGAUCUUUCAGGUCAAAAGCUAACAUGUGCCCGGCUUUUAAGUUCUAUGGACAAAAGUAUUAUUGCCCCA
Molecule: messenger RNA, 1541 nt
Organism: Arabidopsis lyrata subsp. lyrata
Lineage: Eukaryota; Viridiplantae; Streptophyta; Magnoliopsida; Brassicales; Brassicaceae
Exons: 10
Coding region: 82-1326 (414 amino acids)
Cellular component (GO): cytoplasm
Source: RefSeq, a predicted model, not a curated record